CGUUAACAUGAUUAGUUCUUCUCUAAAAGACAAAACCAGGUGCUUGCUGGGUAAGCAUUAUGAAGCACACAAAAUGAAGAAAAUUGUGGAUUGGCAUGCAGGUAAGUUUCCGGAUAGUGGACCGACCGCAAUUGGUCUGAUUAAUUACCUUUCAACACGCCCCACCCACCGACCGGCCGAUUUUCAAAAGGAAGAAAAGUGAAAAGCAAGCCCGAUGCACUUUACUCGGAAACUUCUCACCGGAAGACCGAUUGACUCACCAGACCAUUAAUCCGAUUAUAAUAGUAUCAGAUUCCCCUCCCUCCACAACAGGCAUUCCAUCCAGGUGCUGCUGGAACCAUAAUAUAAUGGCUGCAGCAGCAGCGCGGCCAAGCAAAACCUUUCCUGUUCGUCGUCUUCUAAUAAUCCCGGCCAUUCUGCUGCUUUUGCUGCUCUGCUGUAGCUCGCAAGCAGCCGACACUCUGACCCAAGGCGGCCCAGCCCUCGAUUCCAACUCCACCCUCAACAGCCCCGGCGGCUUCACCUUAGGCUUCUCAGCGUUCAGCUCGGACAACUCCAGCUGCCGCUACUUGGGAAUCUGGUGGAUUGACCAGUACCUCUACUGGGUAGCCAACCGCGACUUCCCUAUCUGCGACGACUCGGGACGCCUCGUCUUGGACCACAACGGAACCCUCAAGAUCACCUACUCCGGCGGCCCACCCCUCGUGCUCUACUCCUCCUCCUCCAACAACAACAAUAGAAACAGUAGCAAGAAACUGACCGCCGCGGUCGAAGAAAACGGCAGCCUCUCCGUGCGGGACGGUUCCAGUAAUCUGCUAUGGCAGAGUUUCGAUUCCCCUACGGAUUCCUGGCUGCCCGGGAUGAAACUGGGGGUGGUCAAUGACAGCGGCGGCCUGCAGAAUCGGAAGCUGACGUCACGGCUGAUCUAUUCCAUCCCGGCGAAAGGGUCCUUCACGCUGGAGUGGGAUCCCAAGAGGGAGGAGCUGGUGGUGAAGCGGCGAGGGGUUGAGUUCUGGGCCAGCGGCAAGCAAUUGGGGGCCGACAGAUUCCAGAAUAUGGACCUCAGGGGAUUCUCGGCACAGGGGAUAGAUUACAAUGUGACACGUGUCUCCAGCCCUGCCGACGGCGAGGACUAUUUGACUUUACGAGUUUCCAAAAACAGAAACAGCACCACGGGGUGGACCUUCAGCUACUUGCUGCUGGGCCACGACGGCCGGAUCGCGGACGAAACACUCGGCGCUUCGGCCCUGGACCCGGAUCUCUGCGACGGAAACAGCACGGAGAAUGGGUGCGUGAGAUGGCAGGGGCCGGAGUGCCGCCGGAGCAACGAAGACAGGUUUUACGUGCCGACGGAUCGGUCCAGGCUCCAUCGAUGGGACGUGGAGGGGAAUGGGAGUCUCAGCAUCAGCGACUGCAAGGAGUGGUGCUGGAAUCAUUGCCAAUGUGGCGGGGUCAGCUUAGAGAACAAUUAUAAUGGCAGUGGAUGUCGUUUUUACAGGUAUGGGGACUCUUAUACCGAUUUGAGAUAUCCCACAGCAGACACGUAUCGCCAAAUUAUCGGUAAAGCUCCCAGAAGAUACGACUACGCUCCUUCCACUGCCCCAAGUGCAGCCCCAUCAGCAAUUGAUCCUCCGGAUGCAGGAAAAGUCAAGAAUAGUAGUGGGAAGUGGGUAAAGAAGAGCGGGAAGUGGGUUUUGGUUGGAAUAGCAUUGCCCCUAAUGAUCCUCCUCAUACUUACCACGUUUUGGUACACGAGGAGGCGAAAACUCAGAGCAGAGUUGAUGGCUGCGGUGGAAGAUGAUGGAAAUGGAGGGCAUGAUCAUUUGACGGUUUAUAGUGUGGCAUUGAUUAUGACUGCUACAAAUAACUUUUCCCCUCAAAAUAAGCUUGGUCAGGGAGGGUUUGGACCCGUUUACAAGGGAAAACUACCAAAUGGGUUGGAAGUAGCUGUAAAGAGAUUGUCAGAAACAUCAGGCCAAGGAUUGAUGGAGUUUCGAAAUGAGCUAAUACUCAUAGCUAAGUUGCAACACAGGAACCUUGUUAAACUUUUGGGUUACUGCAUCCAUGGAGAAGAGAAGAUGCUAGUAUACGAAUAUAUGGCAAAUAAGAGUUUAGAUUCUUUUAUAUUUGACGAAUCAAAGAGAUCACAAUUAGAUUGGAAUGAGCGUUUCAAUAUUAUUGAAGGAAUAGCUCAAGGGUUAUUGUAUCUUCACAAGUACUCGAGAGUGAGGAUCAUACACAGAGAUCUAAAAGUUAGCAACAUAUUGCUAGACGAAAAACUUAAUCCAAAGAUCUCAGAUUUUGGAUUGGCACGUAUUUUCUAUACAAAUGCUUCCAAAGUUAACACAAACAGGCCAGCCGGAACAUUCGGCUAUAUGUCUCCAGAGUACAUCGUGGAAGGUGUUUUCUCCACAAAAUCUGAUGUCUUCAGUUUCGGCAUUAUGUUGCUGGAAAUUGUAAGCGGAAGGAAAAACUAUCGUCUCAUUCAACAAGAUCCACCGAUCAACCUCGUUGGAUAUGCAUGGAAGCUAUGGGAAGAAGGCACCCUAUUACAGUUAAUGGAUCCAUUCUUGAGCAAUAUCGAUAACUAUAAGGACCAGAUACUUAGAUGUGUUACCGUAGGGCUACUCUGCAUUGAAUACAAGGCAGAAGACCGACCGUCAAUGUCAGAGGCAAUAUCAAUGUUAAAUAAUCAAGUUGCAUCAUUGCCCAUACCAAAACAACCUGGCUUUACGACGAGGCCGGGAAGUAUUGGUUCUGAGAGAAGGAACCUGCCAAAUAAAUGUUCAGACAAUGAGGUCACCUUGACAACAAUGUGUGCUCGAUAGGUAGACAUCGAGGAUUUAAUAACUUUCUUCUUCUUCUUCUUUGCUUCUAGUAUGGAUCUUAGUAAUUAGUAUAGCAAUACGUAGUGUUCUCUGAAGGAAAUACGAGUAUCAUAAGUCAUAACCAGAUAAAAAUAUUAUUUAUAUUAAUUUGAUAUAUGUGUUAAUUUUCCCUAUGUUAAAAGGAACUAAUUUAUUGCAUAUCUUCGAUUGAGUCAUGAGAGUUUGACCAAACAGAAACUACAGGUCUAAAGACCAAAUUGGCUUAAAGAGAAACUAUAAUAUAAUAGGGAGCUUCUAGUCCUAGAUUAUAUUACUAGACGAGAAUCUGAAAUCCCAAAAUCUCGGAUUUUGGUAUGACACACAUUUUCAAUACUAAUACAUUGGAAGAUAGCACAAAUAGGCUCGUCGGAACUCGGAACAUGAUAAGUAGCUUCUCGGAUGUCCUCACCCACCAUACUAUGUUUACUUCAGUGGUGGUCACAUUUUUUUAUCAUGUAUAAGUUGGAAGGAUCCCUAACGUAUUAGGAUUGCUUGAAAAUUUAGUAAUUAAUUACAUCUAACUAUGUGACACAAUGAUUAUAUGUCUCCUGAGUAUGCCAUGGAUGAAACCGUUUUAUUUUGUGUUGUAUGUAUCUUAAUUACCCUCCCUACAAAAUAUAGAAUUAACUUAAUU
Messenger RNA from Linum trigynum, 3501 nucleotides. Lineage: Eukaryota; Viridiplantae; Streptophyta; Magnoliopsida; Malpighiales; Linaceae. The record is from the annotation of a GenBank genome assembly.